UUCCGCUGCACCGCGAGUAAAAAGGAAACCGCACGCAUCGUAGAGCCGGAGCUGGCGUGACUUUGUUGACUCUUCAAUACAAAAAGACGGAGUCUGCGAAACGAAAUCAGCAUAAAUAUUAAUAUGUAAGAUGGCAGUUAACCUCGAGCGAACCCUGGAGUCGAUUCAGCGCGUUAAAGUCGACCGCGGAGGACAAUUACUGUGUUGAAGCCUCAGAAGACUGCCCGCUGGUAACUGAACGCCAACCGAACAGAGACUGUAAUGUACCAUGACUGAAUCUUGAGAGCACCGUCUCUCGAAAAAACGCGACGCGGAAGGAGAGUGUGGUGUGGAUGUGCCUUUAGCUACCUCCGAGCUGUGUGAAUAUCACUGUUUACACCAUGAAGAACUGCGAGUACCAGCAGAUCGACCCGCGGACGUUGGUUGUGUCGCCCUCGUCGGCGCAGAAACACACGGAGAAGGAGGCUGAGCGGCCGCGGAGGAAAUGGGAAGUGUUCCCGGGGAAGAACCGGUUUUUCUGCGGUGGACGGAUCAUGCUGGCCAGACAGAGCGGUGUCCUUCCUCUGACUCUGGGCCUUAUUGUUUUCACUUGUGGCCUUUUCUUUGGAUUCGAUUGCUCCUUCCUGGUAGAGCAUCUGACGGUCUUCAUACCUAUGAUUGCUGCGGUGCUCUUUCUGUUUGUUGUCAUCUCCCUGCUGUGGACCAGCUUCACAGACCCAGGCAUCUUACCCAGGGCCACUCCAGAUGAAGCUGCAGACAUAGAGAAGCAGAUAAAUACCUCAGGAUCCUCUACAUAUCGCCCCCCUCCACGGACAAAGGAGAUCCUCAUUAACCAGCAGGUGGUGAAGCUCAAAUACUGCUUCACUUGUAAAAUGUUCCGGCCUCCACGAACCUCCCACUGCAGCCUGUGUGACAACUGUGUGGAACGUUUUGACCACCACUGUCCGUGGGUGGGAAACUGCGUGGGCAAACGCAAUUACCGCUUUUUCUACAGCUUCAUCAUCUCUCUGUCAUUCCUGACAUCUUUUAUUUUUGGCUGUGUCAUCACACACAUCACUCUCCGUUCUCAAAUUUGCAAAAGCCUUGUUCAAGCCAUUCAAGAAAGCCCUGCCAGUGUGGUGGAGUUGGUGGUUUGUUUCUUCUCCAUCUGGUCUAUACUGGGCCUCUCAGGCUUCCAUACCUAUUUAGUAGCCUCCAACCUCACAACAAAUGAAGAUAUAAAGGGCUCCUGGUCAAGUAAAAGAGGUGCAGACGAGUCUGGGAACCCGUACAGUCACAGCAACAUCAUAACCAACUGCUGUGCAACGUUAUGUGGGCCCAUGCCCCCGAGUCUCAUAGACAGACGAGGUUUCGUGCCUCCUGAUGAGGCCAUCCCUGCUGCGUCUGCCUCAGAGAUAGAGCUGCCACUCUUCACGGCCAAGAAUGACGCACACAUGUGCACUCAGAGCACAAAGGACAUGUUGGAGAGGAUGGUCCACUCCUCAGACUUCCAUGGCCUGUGUCCACCUGGCACCUCUAAGACCGCUCCUCUUGGUUUGGGGGUCACCAGUACGCCAGCACGAUCCACUCAGCCUUCGCCGUCUGCUCUGUGCUCACAGCAGCAUGUUCACCAGCCUGUGGCCUUGCCGUGCACCACAUACAGUAGAAGCAGCAAGAGGGACUCGCCGCUCUCCAUCAACCCAGCGUUCCGUCUGGCGUCUCCCUCUCCAUCACUGAGUCGUGUCAGCUUGAUUCUGGACGAUUCACCCGACACUGGCUUCGUCCCAAUACCGUGAGCGUGUACCCAGUUAUUAUAGGAGAACAGGAGCAGUCAUCGUGGACUUAUUCCACUGCUUUUAUCACUGGCAAUGCUUUUUGGCUAUAAAGAGACAGUUUCCACAGUGGUUAUCAUGAUGUGUGUUUCCUGGAGGCUUUUUAUGUUCCGCGAGCUUUAUCAACACUCUUCUACGAUGUGUGUCCCUCGGGGAAUUGGCGGUAAAUCUUAGUAACACUUGGAAGCACAAUAUAGAGAUAUUUUUUUAAACACCUUUUAUUAAAACACCCAUAAAUUGUCUCCACACUUUCCAAAGACACCCAAGCCAUCAGCCGCAGUGUUUCAGUUCCCGUUAUAUCUCGUACAAACUGGUCUUUAAAGCGGGGGAAAACUGUGGAUGCAAGACGUAUGUGAUCGAUUCAAGAGUUAGCCUUAUGUCAUGUCAUCUGUAUCAGCCCAGUGUUACUGUGUGGAUCCAUUUUGGCUGUUGUCAAAGCAAUGACUUCUCCGUUUGACGGCGGUAGACAUGGUGCAGUCUGUGUAUUAUUUUCAGUAUUUGCACAUUUUGUACAUCAGCUGCUUCGAGCUAAAUGGCACAUAUAUUUUUGUAAAGUGCUUCACUUUAGGAAACAGUAAUUGGAGGACGGUCCAUUAAACAUAUGUGUUUGAAUUCUUGUAUUCACAUUUGUACUAUUUACUGUAUGUAUGUAUGUAUACAGACUGUACAAGCUCCACUUUUUUUUUUUUUUUGCUUUAUCUCAUUUGUUGGUUAAAGUCAGUCAGGGCUUGUGUUGGAGAGUUAGUAACCUCCUCUUAAUGUGAUGUACUAAGUCACUCGAAGUACAAGUGAGCAUCAGUUAUGUUUUCCAAACUGACCUGUUACUAGUGUGUAGGUGGUCAAAGGUGGUGGUUUGAGGAAAGUGUAAGCAGAGGAAAGUUGAUGAGGCCUGUUGUUGUGUAGGCUGUGACCUUUUACUGCUCUUACAGCAUGAAACUCAACCCCAUCUGUAAUGCUGGAGUACAGUUUCCUUUGAGUUUCAGUGUUAGCUUGUGCCACUAGGGGGCAGGAUGUGAACAAGGAUUGCAGCCUCAUCAGAGGACAAUUAGAAGAAAGGCCUUUUGAUGUUUUAUUUAUUCAUUGUUACUUUUUUAUGGUUGAGAAUUGAAGCUGUAUAUAGGUUGUGAGUUUGUGAAAAAUCACUUUGCCAUAGACGGUGGAUCAUUCAUUCAUUCAUCCAUCAUAUAGUUUGUGUAGAGAAAGCUACAAGCAGCGCUUGUAUGAAGAAUCUUGUUUGUAGGAUGUGACAGUGGAACUGUAACAUUUGGUCAAUAAAAAUGAUCAGUUUGUUUUGGUUGA
This is a messenger RNA of Solea senegalensis (Senegalese sole), 3110 nucleotides long. RefSeq names its product zinc finger DHHC-type palmitoyltransferase 18a (gene zdhhc18a). The record is from RefSeq and is a predicted model, not a curated record. Gene Ontology annotation, biological process: protein targeting to membrane; peptidyl-L-cysteine S-palmitoylation. Lineage: Eukaryota; Metazoa; Chordata; Actinopteri; Pleuronectiformes; Soleidae. Gene Ontology annotation, molecular function: protein-cysteine S-palmitoyltransferase activity. The coding region runs from base 381 to 1775 and encodes 464 amino acids. The transcript is spliced from 9 exons. Gene Ontology annotation, cellular component: Golgi apparatus; endoplasmic reticulum.